AUGACACCCGUUCUCACAUCAACAUCAGCCAGCACCAAAAGUACCGUUGCCACCACAGAGAUCACUUCCACACCCGCAACAACCACAACCACAAUGCUGACCACCACUGCAGACACCUCUUCCUCUACGUCCACUGCCACAGUCAUAACAUCACAAACUGUGUUAUCACCAAGCUCCACGUCAGCAACCACAGAAGCCAGCACCACGAAUGUGGUGACAUCUAUUGCAACCUCCAGACCGACUUCUACAAUCACUCCUAGCACUAUGAAUGCCACACCAUAUGCCACUACAACACAUACGUCCACACACCAAGGGACUUCAACACCCACUCCUACACGCACCGUUCCUUCCUCUACAAGAACCACUGCCACAACCAGCCGCAGCUCAACAGCAUCCACGCCUGCUAUCACAUCCUCUUCACUCAAAACAGUCAGCACAGAAAACACAUCGACCAUGUUGACUCCCUCGCUCACUACAACGGCACUCACCUCUGAAAAACCGACUACACCUACAACUACCACCACAAACUCUCCUCCUACAAGUACCACUCAGGUAGCUAAUUCCACCAUAACCACACCUCCAACGACUACAACUCCAACACCAACGACCACUUCUUCCACCACACCCACGACCUCCACACCACCAGCUUCCAAAACAGACACAAUCGUGACCACUAAAAUGACCACAGCCACAGAAAGGACCACCACACCCACUCUGACAAGCAUGUCCAGUGUCACUUCCAUGUACACCGCCUCCAGAGAAAGCACAUCCACUUUGAUAAUUAGCACAACCGGCAUCACUCCCACACCCACUCUCACAACAUCAAGUACCCUCACAAGUACGGCUCCACCUACAUCUACACUUACAACAACAUUUCCCACUUCACUAUCAGCCAGCACCACAAGCACAGCUACCCAAGAGAUCACCUCCACACCCACCACCACCACCACCACGACCACCACCACAAUUCACAACAUCACAAACUACGUCAUCACCAAGCUCCACUUUAGCUACCACAGAAGCCAGCACCACGAAUGUGGUGACAUCUACUGCAACAUUCAGACCCACUUUGACAAUCACUCCGAACCCUACCGGCUCCACACAGCCUGCCAGUACACCUCAGACAUCCACAACCCCAGCGAUUUCAACACCCACUCCUACAAGUUCCGUUCCUUCCUCCACGACAACCACAACCACUGCUACGACCACCCGAACCUCAAGAGCGUCCAC
Messenger RNA from Elephantulus edwardii (Cape elephant shrew), 1230 nucleotides. RefSeq names its product mucin-2-like. NCBI's taxonomy places the organism in Eukaryota, Metazoa, Chordata, Mammalia, Macroscelidea, Macroscelididae. The transcript is spliced from 4 exons. The annotation marks the transcript as partial. The record is from RefSeq and is a predicted model, not a curated record.